Molecule: messenger RNA, 2124 nt
Organism: Entrophospora sp. SA101
Lineage: Eukaryota; Fungi; Glomeromycota; Glomeromycetes; Entrophosporales; Entrophosporaceae
Source: the annotation of a GenBank genome assembly
AUGGUUCACACUGCAAAUACAAAAGAGUAUCACAAUGCUAUUUUAGGAACCACGGGUGCUUAUAUUGAAGUGGAUGACAGAUCAGAUAAUAAACAAUCCCUAGUAUGUUUUGCUGAUCAUGAAUCAUGGCCUGAUGAUCUUGAAUCAAUCAACCUGUCUCAAAAAGUUGACAUGUUAACUAAUAUAUGGCUAUUCAAGAAACAAUGGAUUCACAUAUUGUUCCAGGAAAAUAAUAUGGAAUCUGUAAAAAUUCCUUUUGGCUUUUUUUUUUCUUUUUCACUCAAAUAUCAUGCAAACAUUCCUUCUUACAUCCUACCAACUAACCAUGAUGAUGAAGAUUCUUGGGGUGAUAGAAAUUUAAUACAACAAAAGAAAUGCAAAGACCUUAAAUCAAAUUUUGAUACUGAUGAAUCAUGGAAUUAUUACAUUGAACGUGGCUAUCCUCUAGUUUUCAAGGAAAAAUUGUUAAUGAAUUCCCAGUUGAAUAAGAUUCUAUUUGUGGUUGAUAGUUAUGAUCAGGGGAAAACAUUUAGGCCAUUAUUUUGUAAAUUAUCCAUGAUUAAGGAUAACUUGGUCAAUGUAUUAUUCGCUGACUUUUCACAAGAAUCCUCCGAUUCAAAUAUGAAAGGAUUCAUCAAGUAUUCGUCAGAUUGUAAUGUUGAAAUCUAUGAUUUAAGCAUUCAAGCUGAAUUUCAAAAUAGCUUCCCUACUCAAGAUGAGAUAAACCUAAAGAGCAGAAUGCUUUAUGGUGUUAAUCGUAUGCUACAUUAUUUCAAACCAGAAGUUGUAAUAUAUCCAAAGAUUGAAGAUAGUGAUGCAAUUCAUGGAAUAACUAUUGCUGCUGAUGGAUUUAAAAAUAUUACUACAAUACAAUUACCUUUAGAUGAAAUAGUUCAUGCUGUAGAUAUUAUGGCUGAUUUGUCCUUUGAAGCAUUAAAAAGUCAACUUUUAGAAUCAUUGAAUUCAUCUAUAUACUUUGGUGAUGAAAUUCCUUUGACAAUUAAUAUGGAUAAAGUAGGUCAAGGUGGUUUGUUGCCUGCUGUAGUCGAAGCAUAUUACCCAUACAAUGAUCAUGAUUAUGCAGUUUUGCUAGAGGAUGAUACUGAAUUAUCACCUUUUUAUUAUAUCUGGUCAAAAUAUAUUGUUUUAAAGUAUAAGUAUGGUCCUGAUAAGAUACACAGUAAAAGGAUGUAUGGUAUCAGUUUAUACAGUCCAAAACACAUGGAACUUACACUCUCUGGUCAUAAAAAAUUUUAUCCUGAACAAGUAUUCAACAACACAAAAUAUGAUGUUCGGUCACCUUAUCUUUGUCAGGCACCUAGUGAUUGGGGCGGUGUUUACUUUCCAGAGAUUUGGUAUGAAUUUCACCAUUAUCUUAUUGAUCGCUUGGAGGAUGAUAAUAAUAAUUUUAAAGUUCAACCCAUUAGUAUUCCUCAUAGUCGUUCCAAUAAUUGGAAAAAUUCAUGGAAACAGUUUUUUAUUGAACUUGUAUAUCUCCGAGGUUAUGUAAUGUUAUAUCCAAAUUUUAGUAAACAUGAUCCACUAUCAAUAUUUGGUGUACCACUGAUGACUGAAAAUGUCAUAUUCAAAGAACUUCCUGGUGAGGCUUUAGCGAAUUAUAAUGAUCUGCCUGUAUUGGAUUUAUGGGGAAAUUUGACAACAUUUCAUAGAAUAAUAUUGCGUGGUCAUGAAUUUCAAAGUAAAAUUUCUGAUUGCCCACCCAUUGAUACUCCAGAUCCUGCCUAUAAUCCAUAUGAUUUACUUUGUGUUGAUCCAAGUGAGAAAGAUAUAGCUGGAUCAAAAUCUAGGAAGCUUCAAAGGGAUAUCAAAGCAAUGAUGAAGAUGUUCGCAGAGGAUAGAAAUAUGACCAAUGCUGUAGAAAUUAAAAUGGGACCUAAAAAAUACAUAGAUAUAUUUAUGAAUAUAAUGAAUAGCACUAGAGAGGCUAGAGAUCAAUUACAAAAACAACUACAACUACCAUUGCAUCAAGAACAAGAUCAAGACCAACCGAUGCACCAAGAUCUAAACCAAGACCAAUUAAUACAUCAGGACCAAGAACAAGAUCUACAAAUACAUCAAGAUCAACUACGUCAGGAACAAGAACAAGAUAUACAGAUUCAUUAG